CUCAGACUGCGCGCUUCACUACAAGCAGAGCAGCUGCUUCUUACAGCUGUUGUUUGGAGAGUCUGGGUUUCUUCUCAGACUCCAGGGUUUGGUGCUUGCAGCUGAAAAAUGUCAAGCUGGAUGUAGUAGCAUGUGGAGGGCGGUUGUUGUUUUGUACCAGCUCCUGGCACUUGUACGGCCUCAGUGGGCUCAGGACGAUGUGUCAACAACUGCACAGAACUGUAGUCUGGACUGUGUCAGACAGGGAGGACCUGGAUGCCAAUACUGCAGGAUAAGCUCGGGUGAUGUGAAGAACUCCAUCAAAGCAUUUGGAAGUUGUAUUCCAUGGCCAUGCUUUGAACUGGUAGGAAAAGAAGACCCGCAAAUCUGUCAGCACUACGUUCACGCACCAAAUGAUGUGGAAGUUGAGUUUGUGGAUGAGCCAAACCCUGACUCCGACACCAUUGUUGUUUCCUGGAAGCCCAGUUACUUUGGAAUUGCCUUCUUGCGAGGCUUUCAGGUGUCCCUCCAGGCUCUGGGAGGCACCGGUGUCGCCUGCCAACUUUUUCUUUUCAAUCGCAACCUCACUCUCCCACCAUCACAUGCUCAUAGGGUGUACAAGUCAGACCCUUUCCCCGGGCUCCCCCUUGGGUCCCAGUAUGCUGUCACUGUCAUGGCUCUACCAGUGCCUGAGGAGUGGGAGAAAUUCUACCGCAGCAGGAUCUUUUCUACACGCACAUGUGCAGAGAAGAACAGUCUGGAGCAAUGUAAAACAGAUUGGUACCCUAAAAAUGUCACGGUGGAGCAGAAAGGGACUAACGUCACUGUGACUUUUAACUUGGCACCUGCAAACCUUGGCAUCAGACGCUACUUCUCACUGUGUUAUGCAAACAGUAGGAAAAUGUACAAAGGCAUAACACCUAAUUUCACGAAAAACAAAACUCACCACAGUUAUCAGCUUCACGGUCUUCAAGAAGGAAUCAAUUACACUUGUGAGAUUGCAGCUGAUGAAAUGGAUGCGGUGAGAAAAAAGUUCAAAGUUUAUGUGACGCACACUCAGAAAGAUGUUUCCUUUACUCCCUCCGUGGACCUGAUUCUUCCUCUGAGCCUGACUGUGGCAGUCCUACUUUCAGCAUUCCUUGCUGCUAUCACCAAAAAGACAUCCACACUGCGGAUGAUAAAACUUGACAUUAAACCAGAUAUUAUAAAGCAAAAUAAAGAGACUCAGGAGGAACUGGUGGCACCGGACAAAAGCAGCUUUACUCCUCCUCGUCUUCUGAUAUGCUACAGCAGCUGUGAUGGCCCUGCUCAUGUCAAUGCUGUCAUGCAGUUAGGAGCCUUCAUUCAGCAGUACAUGGCCACCCAGGUGUGCCUGGACCUGUGGGACUUCCUGAGUGUGGCUGAGGAGGGCAGCAUGGCCUGGUACUGUCGACAGCUCAGAGAGUGCGACUUUGUUUUAGUGAUCUGCUCUCGGGGACUCAAACACAGGUCCGAGCCUCUAGAGCCACAAGGUGACGACGAAGACGAACAAGCAGCCAGAGAACAAAACCUUGACACUAGUGUCCUCAGCUCUAACGCAGCAGUCGAGCUCAUUGGAGCAGAGGUAGGUCGAGCCAAGGCUAGAGGUCAUGACCUGUCCAAAUACAUGGCAGCCAUUUUUGAGUACUCCCAGGAAACGGACAUACCCAUUGAGCUGAGGUUGGUACCUCACUACGUGCUGACAAGUGACUUGCCACUGCUCUUCUCCCACCUCCAUGGAGUGCCUCUGCACAGACCAGGAGGGUUUCUGAAGAUAAACCACAUCACAGAGGAAGGUUUUACAAAGUUACCGGCUGGAGCAGCUUUGCAGGGCUCCAUCCAAGAGGCUAGGAUGGCAAUGCAGGCCAAUAUUUCUGUGAAGGGUGGGAACUAAAGUCAAGCAAUAAAUAUGCCUUAUAGAUAUAGAUAGAUAUACUUGCUGCUCCCAUACCUAGUCCGCUGGAGAAUGACUGGUAUGCAAUCUAUGCGCUAUUUAGCGACAUACAACUACAUCUGCCUCAGUGGGGCAGCAUCAACUGUGCGCUUUUACCUCAUGUUUGUAUGCUACACACUGUGUGUGUGUGUAUGUUUGUGUUGUGUGUGUAAAAUAUGCCCAGAAAUGUGUUAGGUGGUCACCAAAGGUGCAGCUCGUUUUGACAGGCAUUCUCAUUAUGCGUCAUAAUAAAGUUAAUACCAAUUAAAAUGCAAUUCCCUUAAUACCAGAAUACAUUGGUAUGUUUCUGAGUUGCUAUAUACGAAUUUUUUUACCUUCAAGCACCUGAACUUUGCAUGCAUGCGUGUUUAUAGUUAUUUAAUUUUUUUAAUCUUUGAGUCAUCCUGUGUUUCAUAUUAUACGUUUGUGUAAUAUAUAUUCUUAUUCCUUACCAAGCCAAUAAAGUAACAUUUAAAAGUA
Betta splendens (Siamese fighting fish) is the source of this 2410-nucleotide messenger RNA. Its product is annotated as interleukin-17 receptor D. The transcript is spliced from 12 exons. Gene Ontology annotation, molecular function: interleukin-17 receptor activity; protein binding. The record is from RefSeq and is a predicted model, not a curated record. Lineage: Eukaryota; Metazoa; Chordata; Actinopteri; Anabantiformes; Osphronemidae. The coding region runs from base 131 to 1891 and encodes 586 amino acids.